CGGUUCUCAUGGUGUGUUGAAGAGCCUCGUCAGCGCCGGACUUUUCCAAACUGUGUCAGGAUCGUUGAUCAGCGACAAACAUGGCAGAAGUAGCUCCAGCUCCCGCCGCCGCUCCGGCCAAAGCCGCCAAGAAGAAGGCCGCCAAGCCGAAGAAGGCCGGUCCCAGCGUCCAGGAGCUGAUCGUCAAGACGGUGGCCGCUUCCAAGGAGCGCAGCGGCGUGUCUGCCGCCGCCCUCAAGAAGGCUCUGGCGGCCGGAGGCUACGAUGUGGACAAGAACAAAGUCCGCGUCAAGACCGCCAUUAAGAGCCUGCUGACCAAGGGGACUCUGGUCCACACCAAGGGCACCGGCGCUGCCGGCUCCUUCAAGAUGAGCAAGAGCACCGAACCCAAGAAGCCCAAGAAGGCUGCAGCCAAGAAAGCCGCUCCGAAAGCCAAGAAGCCCGCCGCCAAGAAACCCGCCGCGGCCAAGAAGCCCAAGGCAGCAGCCAAGAAGCCCGCAGCGGCCAAGAAGUCUCCCAAGAAGGUCAAGAAGCCCGCAGCAGCAGCGGCCAAGAAAGCAGCCAAGAGCCCCAAGAAAGCCACCAAGAGCCCCAAAAAGAGCCCCAAGAAGGCGGUGAAGAAAGCCCCCGCAGCCAAGAAAGCUCCCGCUAAGAAGGCAGCCAAGCCCAAAGCCAAGAAGACAGCAGCCAAGAAGAAGUGAAGAAACAGCAGCUGAAUUCUUCCCCAAAAGGCUCUUCUAAGAGCCACCACUUCUUCUCUCAGAAGCUCAGUCCUCUGGUU
Messenger RNA from Oryzias melastigma (Indian medaka), 781 nucleotides. RefSeq names its product histone H1. The record is from RefSeq and is a predicted model, not a curated record. NCBI's taxonomy places the organism in Eukaryota, Metazoa, Chordata, Actinopteri, Beloniformes, Adrianichthyidae. The coding region runs from base 81 to 701 and encodes 206 amino acids. The transcript has a single exon. Gene Ontology annotation, molecular function: DNA binding; structural constituent of chromatin. Gene Ontology annotation, cellular component: nucleosome. Gene Ontology annotation, biological process: nucleosome assembly.